Messenger RNA from Mandrillus leucophaeus (drill), 3464 nucleotides. RefSeq names its product polymerase (RNA) mitochondrial (DNA directed) (gene POLRMT). The transcript is spliced from 22 exons. Bases 100 to 3408 code for a protein of 1102 amino acids. The record is from RefSeq and is a predicted model, not a curated record. Gene Ontology annotation, biological process: mitochondrial transcription. NCBI's taxonomy places the organism in Eukaryota, Metazoa, Chordata, Mammalia, Primates, Cercopithecidae. Gene Ontology annotation, cellular component: mitochondrial DNA-directed RNA polymerase complex. Gene Ontology annotation, molecular function: protein binding; DNA-directed RNA polymerase activity; mitochondrial promoter sequence-specific DNA binding.
CGACCAUGAAACUACAACUCCCGGCAGGCGGCGCGGACGCUUGCGCAGGCGCUAGGCGGUGAGGGGGUGGCGGCGGCGGGGCGCGGAGCGGCGUGCGUGAUGUCGGUACUUUGCUGGGGCCGCGGCGCGGCGGGGCUCAGACGGGCCUUGCAGCCUUGCGGCUGCCCGGGGCUCCUCGCCAAAGAAGGGAUCCUCGGGGGCGUCUGCGGCCCCAGGAGAAGCUCGUCCGCCAGCCCCCAGGAGCAAGACCAAGACCGCAGGAAGGACUGGGGCCACGUGGAGCUGCUGGAGGUGCUCCAGGCGCGGGUGCGGCAGCUGCAGGCUGAGAGCGUGUCUGAGGUGGUGGUGAACAGGGUGGAUGUGGCGCGGCUCCCAGAACGUGGCAGUGGAGAUGGUGGCCCCCAGCCACCCAGGAAGGUCCAGAGGGAGGCCAAGGGUGCCAGCCCGGUGCCCCGUAGCGGCUGGGCACAGAGACUGGAGAAGGAUAAGCGGAUCCGGCGGAUGCACAUGCAGCAGUUGGAGGUGAACCUGCAGAUGCGAGUCCAGAGCCAGAGCAAGGAGUUGAAGGUGCGGCCCAAGCACCUGCAGGUGGAGCCCCGGCUCCUGAGCAAGCAGCUGGCCGUGUUCCUGGCCCCUGAGAGCUCCUGGGAGGAGCAGCUGCCCCGGGUGCUGCAGGAGGCCCCUCGGAAGCUGAGCCUCGAUGUGGGGCGGGCCCCGCCCACGCAGGCCCAGCUCUCAGGUCAGCAGCAGAAGCUCCUGGCCUUCUUCAAGUGCUGCCUGCUCACCGACCACCUGCCCCUCGCCCACCACUUGCUGGUCACCCACCACAGGCAGCAGCAGAAACAGAAGUGGCUCACUCUGGACAUGUACAACACCGUCAUGCUUGGCUGGGCGCGGCAGGGGGCCUUCAGGGAGCUGGUGUAUGUGUUGUUGAUGGUGAAGGAUGCUGGCCUCACCCCAGACCUGCUGUCCUACGCGGCCAUCCUCCAGUGCAUGGGGAGGCGGGGCCAGGACGCCGGGACCAUUGAAAGGUGUCUGGAACAGAUGAGCCAGGAGGGGCUGAAGCUGCAGGCACUCUUCACUGCCGUGCCCCUGUCCGAGGAGGAGCAGGCCACUGUGCUGACGGCCGUGCACAAGGUGAAGCCCACCUUCAGCCUCCCGCCGCAGCCGCCGCCCGCGGUCAACACCUCGAUGCUGCUCAGGGACGUGUAUGCCAAGGAUGGGCCGGUGUCCUACCCGAAGCUGCACUUGCCCCUGAAGACCCUGCAGUCGCUUUUUGAGAAGCAGCUUUGCGUGGAGCUGGCCAGCAAGGUGUGCGUGGUGUCUGUGGAGAAGCCUGCAUUGCCAAGCAAGGAGGUCACACACGCGCGGAAGACCCUGCAGACCCUGCGGGACCACUGGGAGAAAGCGCUGUGCCGGGUGCUGCAGGAGACCAAGAACCACCUGGAGGGCGAGGUGCGCAAGGGCCGGUUCUCACUGUACCCCUUCCUGUGCCUGCUGGACGAGCGCGAGGUGGUGCAGAUGCUUCUGCAGGUCCUGCAGGCGCUGCCCGCCCAGGGCGAGUCCUUCACCACCCUGGCCCGGGAGCUGAGUGCACGCACUUUCAGCCGGCAUGUGGUGCAGAGGCAGCGGCUCAGUGGUCAGGUGCAGGCGCUUGAGACGUACUACAGGAAGUACCUGCACGUGCUGGCCUCCGACACCAAGGUGCCCAACCCCUGCCUGCCGCGGCAGUACUGGGAGGCGCUGGGGGCGCCCGAGGUCCUGCGGGAGCAGCCCUGGCCCCUGCCAGUGCAGAUGGAGCUGGGCAAGCAGCUGGUGGAGAUGCUGGUGCAAGCCACGCAGAUGCCGUCCAGUCUGGACAACCAGCACGGCUCCUCCCGGCUUGUUCCCGUGCUCUACCACGUGUACUCCUUCCGCAGCGUCCAGCAGAUCGGCGUCCUGAAGCCGCACCCGGCUUACGUGCAGCUGCUGGAGACGGCCGCGGAGCCCACGCUGACCUUCGAGGCGGUGGAUGUGCCCAUGCUGUGUCCCCCGCUGCCCUGGACUUCACCGCACACGGGCGCCUUUCUGCUCAGCCCCACCAAGCUGAUGCGCACGGUGGAAGGCGCCACGCAGCACCAGGAGCUGCUGGAAACCUGCCCGCCCACCGCGCUGCACGGCGCUCUGGACGCUCUCACCCAACUGGGCAACUGCGCCUGGCGCGUCAACGGGCGGGUGCUGGACCUGGUGCUGCAGCUCUUCCAGGCCAAGGGCUGCCCCAACCCUCACCCUCCAUCUGUGGCUGUAGAGGACUCAUCCAGAAGUCCGUCCGGGCCUCACUGCCCGCCACACCCCCUGUCCCCGCAGGGCCGAAAGUGGUGGAUGGGCGCUGAGGAACCCUGGCAGACGCUGGCCUGCUGUAUGGAGGUGGCGAACGCCGUGCGCUGCUCUGACCCAGCUGCCUAUGUCUCCCACCUCCCCGUCCACCAGGACGGCUCUUGCAACGGCCUACAGCAUUAUGCUGCCCUGGGCCGCGACAGCGUGGGCGCCGCCUCAGUCAACCUGGAGCCCUCGGAUGUGCCGCAGGACGUGUACAGCGGUGUGGCUGCGCAGGUGGAGGUGUUCCGCAGGCAGGACGCCCAGCGGGGCACGCGGGUGGCACAGAUGCUGGAAGGCUUCAUCACCCGCAAGGUGGUGAAGCAGACGGUGAUGACUGUGGUGUACGGGGUCACCCGCUACGGCGGGCGUCUGCAGAUUGAGAAGCGCCUCCGGGAGCUGACCGACUUUCCCCAGGAGUUCGUGUGGGAGGCCUCCCACUACCUCGUACGCCAGGUCUUCAAGAGUCUACAGGAGAUGUUCUCAGGGACCCGGGCCAUCCAGCACUGGCUGACCGAGAGCGCCCGCCUCAUCUCCCACAUGGGCUCCGUGGUGGAGUGGGUCACACCCCUGGGUAUCCCCAUCAUCCAGCCCUACCGCCUGGAGCUCAAGGUCAAGCAAGUACGAGGUGGAAUUCAGACCAUCACCUACACCCACAAUGGAGACAUCAGCCAGAAGCCCAACACGCGUAAGCAGAAGAACGGGUUCCCGCCGAACUUCAUCCACUCGCUGGACUCCUCGCAUAUGAUGCUCACUGCCCUGCACUGCUACAGGAAGGGCCUGACCUUCGUCUCUGUGCACGACUGUUACUGGACCCACGCAGCUGAUGUCGCCGUCAUGAACCAGGUGUGCCGGGAGCAGUUUGUCCGCUUGCACAGUGAACCCAUCCUGGAGGACCUGUCCCGGUUCCUGGUCAGCCGCUUCUGCCCUAAACCCCGGAAGAUCUCCCAGAGCUGGGAGGCCCGCCAGCUGAAGGAGACCCUGCAGGCAGUGCCCAAGCCAGGGGCCUUCGACCUGGAGCGGGUGAAGCAUUCCACCUACUUUUUCAGCUGACACCCGGCGGGUCUUGUGCCAGUGUGUAAAUAAAGCUCUGUUGCCACCUCUAGGAA